Messenger RNA from Ictalurus furcatus (blue catfish), 7724 nucleotides. It is a transcript of the gene znf865, whose product is annotated as zinc finger protein 865. The record is from RefSeq and is a predicted model, not a curated record. Bases 1052 to 5575 code for a protein of 1507 amino acids. The transcript has 5 exons. Lineage: Eukaryota; Metazoa; Chordata; Actinopteri; Siluriformes; Ictaluridae.
UUUAUUUUUGAAUAUUUAUCGACCAAGUCUGCUAAUGGAGACAUGGCUGGACUUCGACGUAGAAUGCAUUUAUUGGCUUAUAUAUUUAUUUAACUUAUAUUAUAAGCAUUAAGCCACGUAAAAUGACUCUCAAGCGUUAUGUUUUGCACUUUUAAGCCUGCAAAGUAAGUAAGUAAGUACAUUUUCACCGCUGCAAAAUGAACGCAGCCGGACACUUUAUCGUGCGACACUGGCCGGAACUGUAUCACUGCCCGGAAACGACCACUGUGAAACGAACAUAAGCGCCUACAGGAAGACGGGGACAUUAAAAAAAAUGACACAGGGGGGGAAAUAUUUGGCUAAUAACACUGAUUAAAGGAAAGGAGAAACCCUGAAAAGGACGAAUUCGAUUAAUACGCGGUUCAGCGACCGAAAAUAGGUCGCCUUGUAAAGCGAUCAGUUUGCAUUAGCCAGCUAACCGAACGGAAAUAGGGUUUGGUUAACGGGGCGACAACAGAGCUCUUGGGCCAAUGGAGAGGCCUUUGAAACUGUUUUCGACGGGAGGAUGAGGAAAAAUGACCCGCUAACCUGAAAUCGGAAACCGCCUUUGUGUACAUUCCCUCAUUCUCUUCUGAGCUAACAAAACUCUGAGUAACCGGAGUAAGAGCACCGACACUGAACACUUCAGCACAAGUACUCGAGUUUGAGUGUGCAGAUGCGGAGGUGAGGGAGAUCUGGACGGAUUAAAAGGAUUAAAAUCGCCGCUGCUCUGGUCCCUAAUGAGGUUGCUGACGGCAGACAGAGGCAAGAACAACUGGAUCAUUUUGCUGCUGUGCUCUUGGUCUUCCAACUUGGGACUUCAUCCCAUUCAGUGGACAUUCUGGCAUUGCUUCUUUUUCCUUUUCACUGUGAUUUGAACUGAACUGAAUGGCAAAGACGGCAUUUAAUAAGGAACACACAAAUGGGGACCAUUUCUUUAAAUGCCUGUGAGAUAAAUAAGUAAGAGAACAUUCCCUCACCGCAACAAGGGAACGAGAAGGAACCAGAGGAGUGUCCCUCAACAGUGAGGGAAAUGUUCCAGUUUGGAAAGUACCCAAUGGACAUUUUAGAAAUGCUUAGUGGGCACCAGGCUCAUCAGUUCAAAGGCCUAGGGUUUGAACGACAGCUGCAGCACCAACAGCAACUUCAACACCAGCAACAGCUUCAGCAGCAGCAACAACAGGGUGAGGCCUCUGGAGCUCUCCUCUCUGGGCUCGGCCUAGGCUCCCUGCAAGGAUCUAGAAGUAAUGCGUUUUCAGAUUCCUCGUCGCUUUUUGCCAAAAUGAGUGCGCCACCUCCACCCAUCCCACAGCAAACGCAGUCUUCUUCCUCACAAAGCUCUCGCAAAUCUAGCAAGAUGAGCAGUACUGGCAGUUCAACUUCUGGAUACCCGCAAUUUUUGCGUCCUUUUCACCCUGCAGAGGCUGCUCUAGCACAAGAGCAACUUCACUCAGGGAUGGGACGGUUUGAUUUUGCAGGUGGUAGUAGUACUGGUGGUUCUGGAGUGAUUGGAGGAGUUGUAACAUCUGCUCCCCCACCGCCACCACCCUUGCACCCUGGUCUCUCUGUGCCUCAACCAUCACCUGGACCAUCGUCUUCAUCACCUUCUCCCUCCAGUUCAACCACCACCUCCAAUAACCCUGCUACCAGCAGCAGUACAGUAGCUGGACUGGUUGGGGCUCAGUCUGAGGCACGUAGUUUACACCAGCAAUUUAGUUGCAUGCUUGCAGCCAACCAGUACUUCCUUUCUGGAAUGCCUACCAAUGCUAGCCUUGAGCAGUUCCUAGUUCAACAGGGUCCCCAUAAUCAUCUUGGUCUUACAGACUCAAACACAGGUCUAGCUCCUCCCCCAGCACUUCACCCCUCUCACACACAUGGCCACCCAACCCCUCAGCCUCAGCAGCAACAGCAGCAGCUACCACCACAUGCAUUGUCUCACCCUCACAGCCAUGCUCACCCACAUCACCCUCUUCAUCCUGCACCUCAACCAUCACCACUUAGUGGAUUUGAUUUUCAAGGCAUCCCUGUUCUUUCCUCCAAUCAACUAGCUUCCCUAAUGCAACAGGAAGCUGGUCUUCCUCUCCCUCUUCCACUUCAUCUCUCUACUCCAAAGGAUGAUGGGAAAGGGGAUGGUACAUCUGUGGCUGGAGGAAGCGGAGGUAGUGGCAGCAGGAGAAAGAAAGCAAUGGCCGGAUACCUGCCCCAGAGGAAAACUGAUGGCAGUAGUGGUACCAGUAGCAGUACUAAUUGCCAUAGCAGCUCUGGGGCACAUGGCCAUGAUGGGUCUUCUGGCCUUGUUGGAGGAGGUGCAGGGGUUGGCAUGAGAGGUCUUGGUAGUGACCCAUCCUCAAUCCUCUCCUCUUCAACACCGUCCUCCUCCUCUUCUUCAACUGUCUCUUCCUCUGCCCCCUCCUCAAAUUCUGCCUCUGUGUUGGUAACAAAUGUUUCACAGAUACCGAAAUCUGAUAAUCAAUCUGCAAUGACUCCCACUGUUACUCAGCCUGAGCCUUAUCACUGUGGAGAGUGUGGCAAGUCAUUCACACACCUCCAUAGUCUCCGUAGACACGUACGUAGCCAUGAAGGAGGGGGUACAGGUCCCAAUAGCAGCGUUAACACAACUCCAAAUACGGUUCAUCAACAUCAGUCAGAUACAAGUCUCCCUCACUCAACACAAGAUGGCAUAUCUCAGCAAAAUGCCCAUCAUCAACAUGAACCAAAUCAGUCCAAUCCUGACCCUUCCUCUUCAUGCCCAAGUCCAGAUAAGACAUAUUGUUGCAGUGAAUGUGGGAAAGGUUUCAAGAAAAGAGGACAUCUCCUUCAGCAUGGUGUUAUACAUUCUGGUGCACGGCCAUAUGCUUGUUCUACCUGUGAGAGAUCUUUUAACCGGCGUGAAUCUCUUACGCGACAUGAGAAAAUUCAUGAGGAUAAACCUUAUCGCUGUCCAGCUUGUGAUCGCUGCUUUAGAGAGAGUACCUCGUUGCUUAACCAUGCUGCCUCUGGCUCAUGUGGCAAACCAGGUAGGGGAUCGAGUUCGAGAAGCAGCGAUGGCAGUUCAGUGAGUUCCGAAGACAAGGUGGAAGGUAGUGAAUACCAAGGUGGACAGAUAGGAAAUGAUAAAGAAUUGGUUUAUGCGAAAGCCGAGGGAGGUGCAACCGAGAUGUCCUGUGAUGUCCUGUAUCCACAGGGAAGAGGAGGGAAUCCAAGUACUGGUGAUAAGCCAGAAGGGAAAUAUAAUUCGGCCUAUUCAAGAGAUCCCUACCAAGCAUCCUAUAGAGUUGAUGAUUAUCGUAGACCACAGGGUACCCUGACCUCAUACUCUGGAGAUGGCUCUUGUACUAACAGCAUGUCAGGCCCUGCCCUCAGAAAAGCUCCACUAGCUCCAACACUUCACCCACACCCUCCAAAUCAGCAACAACAUCACCAUCACCAACAGCAGCAACAUCUUCCACUUUCUUCUCUUCUAGAUGACUCGGAAGAUGAAGUUACCAGCAGUGCCAUGUCUGCGAUAGCUGCAGCUGCUGCUGCCUCCGUCUUGCCUGAAAUAAACAGCAGUGGGGGAAGAGAGGAGCGAAGAGAUAUAAUUGGAGGUUUGUUAGGGGGUCUUGGUUUUGGGUCUCUGAGUGGCCCAUCUUCUACAUCUGCAGGAAAUGGAGGAAAUGACGAGUGUUUGAAUGGAUCUAUGAUGCCUUUGUCUCAUCCUGCUCAGCAGCAGCCUAAUUCACAAAAUGCCACAUCUAAUGCCAAACCGAAGCGGCCAAGGAAGCCCAGACAAAAGAGGGAACCUAGGCCUGGUGGUAUCUCUGGAGAGGGUGUAAAGCGUAGGCGGAAUAACCAGAACGGGGCUCGUGGGGAUGGAGCAGAAAGGCCUUAUUUAUGCACUGUUUGUGGGCGUGGCUUUGGCAGACGCGAGACCCUCCGCCGGCAUGAGCGUGUUCAUACAGGAGAAAAGCCAUUCCAUUGUGAUGUUUGUGGCAAAGAUUUUCGAGAGCCUUUCCAUCUUACUAAACAUCAGACUGUUCAUUCAGGGGAGAAAAAUUACAAAUGCUCCCUUUGCGGAAAAGAUUUUGGGUAUGCACAAAGUCUGAAAAGACAUGAAAAGCUGCACCUCAGAGGGGAUUUCAAGCCAAGACGGAGUAAAACCAAGUCUUCGACAAAUCAAGGAGGAACAGUUCAUCAAGAUGGCAGUCAAACAGCCCCUGGAUCAUAUUAUCCUUAUUCUCAAAAUAAAGCUCAAGGAUCCAGUGCUGGCACGUCCAACCAGCCCCCUCCUAAGCUUUACACAUGUGAAAUUUGCUGGAAAUCAUUUCGCCAUCACUUCCAUUUGACUGCUCAUCACCAAGCCAUUCAUGAACACGGUGGGGAGAAACUGUUUUCAUGUGAGGUGUGUGGAAAAGCCUUUGCUUACUCCAACAGUCUGACAAGGCAUCGCUUAUCACAGCACGGUUUAGCACGUGCUGGACCAACCUCCCAGCCAACAGCAAGUGGAUCUGGUGGAAAUACAUCAUCCUUAACAGAAAGCGAGACUGCCACUAAUGUUCUCCUUAGUCUGGCUCCAGACAAUGGAAGUCAUGGUGUACAGCAAACGCACUCAACCAUUGCUCAUACACAGCAUCUUCACUCUCAACCUGCUGGCUAUUCCCCACUCUUCUAUACACCAGAGUCAGGUCCUCAUAGUUCGAAUACCAAUGCCCCUUCACACCCUCAACACCCUCACUACUCACACUCCACUAUAGGGCCCCUUUCCCAUCAGCAGCCAAUAAGUGGGAAGGGACAACAGAUUUAUCAAGGGAUUACAGGAAACCCCAUUCAUUCUGCUCCCCCUCAUAUCCACAUUUCAUCCUCUCCACUCCAUAUUUCUCAGUACCACCACCAGCAGCACUCUUUUCAAAUGCAGCCCCAGCAUCUCCAUCAUCAACUUCUACAGGUGCAUGGAGAUGUUGCCCAGAAAAAGAAAAAAAAGAAGAAAAAAAUUAGGUUUGUCGGUGGGUUCUGUGAAUUUGAGAACGCAAGGUGGCAUAGAUUUUUGCAGAGAAAAAAAAGCAGGCUUCAGCAACAACUUAAGCGUAAAAGGUGGAUAGCCCAGUUAAAGUGGGCCAAGUAUACUGGAGGAAUUGGGAUUAAUUUAGGGAUUGGUACAUGGCGUGCAGGUGGGCUGAAAUUGAGAAGUUUGAGGUCUUUGAUGGUUCCCUUAAGGUUCUUUACAUGUCCUAUCUGUCCUUCCACCACCUUUACACGACGGAUAACCCAUUCAGUUCACCGUGUGAUAAGGCACCCCCCAAGGAAACAUGGCUGUCGGGCUCGCCUGCGAUGUAUAGUCUGCGGUAAGCGUUCUCGAAGGCUCCUCUCAGCUCUUCGCCAUCGGGCUCGGCACCUUUCCCAAGGAUCUUUCUCUUGCCCCCAAUGCCCCUCACGGUUCUGGAAUGCUGCCCUGCUACAGAGGCAUAAAUUUGCUUGUAGACGAGUUGGUGCAGGACGAAAAACACCAAAGGGGACUUAUUCUCAGAAAGGAGAGUAUUAUAUGGAAAGAUCAGGUGGCAUUGCGGAGUACAGGCACUAAGUAUUUUUCAUGCUGAAGAAAACAUGACCGUCAAAACUGAUGAGUUUUAAAAACCCUAGAGACCCCUAAUCCACAGUGGAAAUUCUGCUUUGAAUCCACUACAAAUUUAGUCUCACACACACACAUUAUAUAGAUGGUCUCUGGUUCCAGCCAAGGGAGUGCCUCUUAUAACAACAUGAACAUUAAGCCUGUAUCUAAACAAGAAAAGACAAGACACAUCCAUUAAGGACAUGGAUCUGAAACAUGGUUUCUCCAAAGGGGAAGAAUAUUUUAGGUUAUGGGACUAUUUGGUAGCACCUUUGUUGUUAUAGUAGCAUCUCUAUCCUCUUAAAAAAAAAAAACAUUCAUUACGUAUUUUCGUAAAUUUUUUUUGUGCUGCGAUAAUGAAUGCAAAACCAGUAAGAGUGAACUAAUCUCAACGGUAACACAUUUUUUUUUCUCUAAGUGACUUUCCCCUUAUUACUUAAAAUUUUGGACAGUAUAGUCUUUUAUUUUCAAAUAUAUGUAACUUCUGUUUCUUGUGGCCUGUGCCCUACCCCCAGUAGUCUUGUGUUUAUAGAAAUGCUUGUCUGGGGACUAAUGUUGCUGGGUGGGAAGUUGUUGAACAUAAUUGUUUUAUUCUAUAAGGACAACUGUACUAAGACACUUAGGUUUUCAAACGUUAACAUUGAAAACUAAUACUCAUUCUUGCCUCAAAACUUUCAAAUCAUGUGAAAAUCGUUGCAUAACCGAUGGGGUGGGGGCACCAUAGCUCAAUAGAUGCCAUGAGUUUAAUGUCACCUGUUUUUUAAGAAAUAUGUAAUUUUGUAGGUAUUUCUAUGACAAGUGUUAUAUCUUUUGGUUGUGAUGGAUUGGCCUAGGUAAGAGUGGAGAAACCAGUCCGUACUGUAAAAUGCGUAUUAUAUUUUAUGUAUCAAUUGUUUUUUGUUGCUUUUUGUAUUCUUCAGAGUGCAAGUUUUUUAAUCAUUUGUACUAUUUGUGGUUGGGCGUGUGUGUACGUUUUUAAGACGAGGGGAAUAUAUGUAUCAAUGUGAUUUUAUUUUAUUUUAUUUUUUCUUUUUAACCCCCCCCCCCCCCCCCCCCCCCGUCUAAUCUAAACAAGUAUAGCACAGGUCCCCAACACUAUUGUAUACAUUUCAAUACUUUGCUUAGCGCCUCUGUCCCAGUGUAAUCUCAGUAAACUAAAAUAUGGCAUAUAAAUACUAAACUAUCGUUUUUUCCCUGUUUUCUGCAACAGCAAAAAAUAGUAAGGCACACCAAAAAACCAAUAAAAAAUUAAAGUCACCCAAGAUACUUUUGAUAUUAUUUUGACGUAUAAAACCUCACCCUGUUCUUUAAGCUCUGCCUUGUGAGGAAGAAAGGCCUAACAUUAAAGGCAUAGAUGGGAGUUUAGAAAAGCUUUUAAAAUCGACCAGGUGGCACGCACCUGGCACUUCCAGUGCUGCUGUCUUGCCUUUCUGGAGCUUUCUCCACUCACAUGUCCUGGCACAUGCCCUCUGCAGUGCCAUACGCCAUUAGAGGCGGGGAGGAGAAUGCCUGCAGGGUUGCCGUGGCAGGGGCACACAGCCGUCUGUUCUUUGAGGUUGUUCUAGCUCCAACCUAAUGAAAGUGGAAUGAGUUCAGUGCUGUCUUUGUUGUUGUUGACGUUGUUGUCAUCCCCCCUCUAAACGGUUUGAACGAACUGAAUUUGGAGUUGAGUCUUAACUGAUUUAAAAUGUACAGAACAUUACAAUUGUUUCCAAAGGUUUUUAAUUAUACCAGUUUAAAAAACAAAACAAAAAAAAACUUAAAAAAUAAAAUAAAAUCUUAAGAUGCAGUAUACAAGAAGUUCACUAGAUGGUGGUAAAAGACUCGUAUAUGACCCCUUCAUGGUGCCUUGCUGGUCGAGGGUACUGUUGAAAAUUCCCUAUACACAGCAAUAUUUUAAAAAUGAAAUUAAAUUAUGUAUAAUGCAAGGUUUGUGUAUGUUAGUGAUUUUAUAGGAGAACCUUUAUGCAUAGUACAGAAUAUUUUCAUGCCUCGUACAUGCAUAUAUACAUAACCAUCCCCCCUGCCCUAUUUAUAAAGGAAAAUAUCCAGCGACAUGGCUUUUCCAUUAGAGGUGUUGUGUUUAAAGUAUAAUACAAACGGAAAGAAAAUAAUAAUAAUA